This is a messenger RNA of Rubroshorea leprosula, 2219 nucleotides long. The record is from the annotation of a GenBank genome assembly. Lineage: Eukaryota; Viridiplantae; Streptophyta; Magnoliopsida; Malvales; Dipterocarpaceae.
AAAAGUAGGAAGAGUGAGAGCCACAUUUUUCCACACACCGGUGAAAAUUCGUGUAUUCUCAUAGAGAAGACAAGGAGGCACUUGACUCAAUGAAAGCAUGAGCAAAACAGAGCAGAACCCAGAGUUUGAAAUUUGGAGAGGGAGUGAGGGAGGAAAACAAAGAUGGAACUUGGAAAAGAAAAAGGUGUGGACAGAGGAGCAGAAAAGGAAGAAUUCAUGGUGAAAAAGUUGAAACGCGGGGUACUGGUAGGGAAAAGAGCUGGCCCCUCUACUCCUUCACCUGCAUGGAGACUUGAGUUCUCUUCUCAAAAUGACCAAAAUAACAGAAACUCCUUCCAGGAAUUCCUCAACUUUCCUGCAGCAACAGUCUCUGCAAGGAAACUCUGUGCCAAUCUUUGGGACGUUCAGCCUCUUUACCCACUUGGAAAUAUGCACAAAGGGGCCGCAAGGCUGCGCCACCACCACCGCCACCGACACAAAGACAAGGAUUAUCAUGUCGAUGACGACCCUACUGACAUCCUCCCUUAUCAGCCGGGAACUGCAAGUAGCUUAAAGAGGCACACUGCAGUGUCACUGAUGCAACACCAUCGAUCCUUUGAAAGAAAUGGUCAUGCUUUGCACCCUUUAUCUCCUGCAAGUUGUGGUAGCUCAAUGGAAGUGGCACCUUAUAACCCUGCUGUCACACCAUCUAGCUCUCUGGAAUUUAGAGGAAGGGUGGGUGAGUCAAGUUAUAACCUUAAGACAUCCACAGAGUUAUUGAAGGUACUCAACCGAAUCUGUGCUCUUGAAGAACAGCAUGCAUCUAAUAUGUCAUUGGUAAAAGCUCUAAAAAUGGAGCUGGAUCGUUCCCGGGCACAUAUGAAAGAGUUGCUACAAGAGAAGCAAACAGAUAGGCAAGAAAUGGAUGACUUGAUGAGGCAGGUUGCAGAGGAUAAGCUUGUUAGGAAGAGCAAGGAGCAAGAUCGAAUCAAAACUGCCAUCCAGUCAGUGAGGGAUGAGAUGGAAGAUGAGAGGAAGUUAAGGAAGCGCUCAGAAACCCUACAUCGAAAGCUGGCUCGAGAGCUAUCUGAGGUAAAAUCUUCUUUCUCUAAUACUUUGAAAGAGCUUGAAAGAGAGAGGAAAGCACGGAUUCUUCUGGAGAACUUGUGUGAUGAGUUUGCAAAAGGUAUAAGGGAUUAUGAACAAGAGGUGCGUUCCCUAAAGCACAAGCAUGAGAUAGGUCAUAUAAAGGGAGGAAGCCCCGAGCAGUUAAUUCUCCAUAUUUCCGAGGCAUGGCUUGAUGAGAGGAUGCAAAUGAAGCUAGCAGAAGGUCAAAAUGAUCCUGCGGAGGAGAACUCAAUAGUGGACAAGUUAAGUCUUGAUAUUGAAACAUUUCUUCAAGUCAAACAAUCCAAUGGAUCAAAGAAAGAUGUUAAGCUGUCAACCAAUGAACCUAGAGAAAAUUGCUCACUACGGUAUUCUUUGGAAUCCUUUCCACUGAAUGAAGCUGUAAGUGCGCCUCAAGGUGCUGCUCAAGAAGAAGAUUGCAGUGAUGAUGAUUCACAAUUUUAUGAACUAAACAAGAGUGCAAAUAGAAUGCAAAGGAAGGGGAGCUCUAAACAUCAUGGAGAUAAUGCUUUAGAAAGUCAUCCUGAAGUUGUGCAUCCAAACUCCACAAAGAACAGGGUAGGAUGUAAAUUGCCUAGUGGGCAAGAUCAAACAAGAGAAGAAAAGCACGGCAGGACAAGAAAGUCUGAGAUUCACAAGGCCACCCAAGAUGGUCUAUUUGAUAGAAGAACCACACGGAAUGGAAACUUUGGAUUGAACUCAAGCGAUCUGCAUGGUGACUUAAUCAGAAAUAGUUCCUUGUCAUCAGAAGGUGAUAAGAUUCACCCAGAGAGUAUUCUCAGAGAAGAAUCUCGUGUUCAGUCUUCAUUUGCAGGUCACAUGAGCCCAGUGCAACCAUGGACAUCUAAGUUGACAUCUCCGGAUUUUGGAGAACCUGAAUCAUAUCUGAAACUGCCUCAGGACAUUAACGAGAAUACAUUGAAGGCAAAACUACUAGAGGCAAGGUUGGAAGGUCAGCAAUCUCGCACAAAAGCUUCCAAAAACUCUGUUUAGUUUCCCGAGACUGUCAAGUGUGUGAGGUUGAGAUAUGAGAACUUUUGGUCUUAUAAUAUGUCCAUGAAAACAGGAUGUUCAUGCACAUUAAUUUUUGCUAAUAAUAACAUAAUUAGAUA